Exserohilum turcica Et28A is the source of this 843-nucleotide messenger RNA. RefSeq lists its product as uncharacterized. The transcript is spliced from 2 exons. Gene Ontology annotation, molecular function: oxidoreductase activity, acting on NAD(P)H, oxygen as acceptor. The record is from RefSeq and is a predicted model, not a curated record. Gene Ontology annotation, cellular component: intracellular anatomical structure. NCBI's taxonomy places the organism in Eukaryota, Fungi, Ascomycota, Dothideomycetes, Pleosporales, Pleosporaceae. Bases 1 to 843 code for a protein of 280 amino acids.
AUGACUGUGUUCCGCCCCGCAGCCCACGUCCUCAUCACAGGCGGCGCCUCAGGCAUCGGGUACGCCGUGGCGCAGCUCUGCCUCAAGCACUCGAUGCGCGUCACCAUCACCGACAUCAGCACGGCGGCGCUGGAGAAGGCGCAAACGUCGCUCCAAGGCAGCGUGACAUGCAUCCAAGCCGACGUGUCGUCGCGGGGCGACUGGCAGCGCGUGAAAGCACAGGUGCCCGACGUGCAUUUCCUGAUGCUGAAUGCGGGCGUGGGCGGCAAAGGGACGUGGGGCGACGACGACUAUUUCGACGGUAUCCUGCGCGCCAAUCUCGGCGGCGUCGUACACGGGCUGAAUGCAUAUGUGCCGCUGAUGAAGAGCGAGACACAAGCCCCAGACAAGGCCAAGGAGAAUAAUUCCAGGGCCAUUGUCAUCACCGGAAGUAAGCAGGGCAUUACGAAUCCCCCCGGAAACCCCGCGUACAAUGCCAGCAAGGCGGCGGUCAAGACGCUGGCCGAGCAUCUGAGCUACGAUCUCAAGGACACGAAUGUGGGCGUGCAUUUGCUUGUGCCUGGGUGGACGUUUACUAGACUGGCGGGCAAUGUGUCUGGGUCCGAGACGGAGAAGCCAGAGGGCGCGUGGUGGCCGGCGCAGGUGGCAGACUACAUGUAUGCCAAGAUGCAGGCGGGCAAGUUCUACAUCAUCUGCCCGGAUGGCCAGGUGACCGAGGAGACGGACAAGAAGCGCAUGCUGUGGAGCGUGGGCGACAUCGUCAACGAGCGGCCUCCGCUGACCAGGUGGCGUCCAGAGUACAAAGAAGAAGCGGAAAAGACCAUGGCAGAACAGAAGCUAUAG